Molecule: messenger RNA, 1812 nt
Organism: Hyalella azteca
Lineage: Eukaryota; Metazoa; Arthropoda; Malacostraca; Amphipoda; Hyalellidae
Exons: 2
Source: RefSeq, a predicted model, not a curated record
CAAUUGAUAUCUGAUAUGGAUGAAUGCGCUCAAGAAAUGUUUCUUAAAUAACAAACAAAUUUAACUUCCAUUUAAUUUGUGCAGGUUCUGACGCUGGACGGCAGCCAGGUGGCCACGAAAACUUACGUUGAUGGACGGAGUGGUGUGGUGGUGAUGCCUGGGCUGGCGUCUCAGGCCUCCGACCCUCCGAUGCAAGGCGUGCACAAGAGGGUCAGCUCUUCUUCUUCAGCUCGUCCCCCGAGAUCUGACAUUCCAUUCUUCACUUCAGCAUCUGCAAACACUCUUCCAUUGAGUAUGCUGACAUCCUCUUCUUCCAGCGCAAGUAACUCUCAAAUGAUUUCGACAAAUUGCAAUAGACACAGCCAGCACGUCAUUCAACUUUCGAAGAGAGUGGAUGCAGCAAGCUCAUUCAAGCCCCAAAAAGUUGUACCCAUAAACUAUUCUUUCAUGAAAAUGGGCACGAAAACCCGGCCCACUUCCAACGAGCUUAAAGGUAGACGCUCUCGUCGUUAUACUUUAGAGUCAACCUCCUCUAACAAUAGUGAGAUCAGCAGGACAUUUCAACUUUUAGAUGAAGGGCAAGAGAAAAUCCAGUUAAGUGAACGAUAUAAGAAUAUAACCUUGGUGUUGGGUAAUACUGGGGCCGGCAAGAGUACAUUUCUUCAGUGGUUUGCUGGAGACUAUAACAAGUUGAUAGCAAAAAAAGAAUAUGGGACAAGUGGAGCGUUUAUUAUUGUGGAUGGAAAUAGAAUAGGCAAUUCUACUCUUAAUUCGAUGACAAUUUUCCCAGAGUUAGUAAUUCACCCUGAAACAGAUAAUGCGUACUAUGAUUGCCCUGGGUUUAGUGAUACGAGGAGUACCAGUAUGGAAAUAGCAACAACCUACUUCAUUAAAAAAGUGGCAGAUUAUGCUGAACAUGUUAAAUUGAUUUUUGUUGUUAAUCAUUCAUCGGUAAGAAGUGGAGUAGAUAGACAAGAUUUCUUGAAAUUACUUAAUCAUGUUACAGAUUUUAUAACAGACAUUGAUAAAUAUCGGCGAAGUAUUGCCCUUAUGGUGACAAAAAUUGAUCCUAAUUAUGGAAAAGUAAACGGGAUCCUUACUUCAGAAUCAGAUGAUCUCGUUAUAAGAGCCAUUGGCCAUUUUCUAGAUGAGGUUAAGAAGUGGUUAAAGGAGCAAUUAGCCGAUGCAUGGGUUCCUGGUAAGGAAAAACCAUUUUAUGAGCAAGCAAUGAAGUUCGUGGACACUCUUUUAAUCAUGGACGGUGAUCAUUAUUCGAGGAUUGGCAUGUUUAGAAGGCCAAAUAUGUUAGGACAUCUAAGUAAUAUAAGGUAUCUAGAAGAGGGAAAGGAGCAAGUAGGGAGGAUAGUGAAUGAAAAUCUUGCGUUCACAGAAACCAGUGAUGGUGAUUUCGGGUAUACCAUAUCUGAUACGUCCAAGGUGGCUGUAGGCGCUCUGGCAGAAGUAAUCAAUGACAAGGUAUGGUCUAAUCUACGCAUAAUCUCAGAAAACAUGCUGAUAUAUUCGAAAAAUUUAUUAGAAGAGAUUCGUAGAAAGAUACGCUCUUUUACUAGCAGUACUAGGGCUGUUGAUGCAAAUCCAUCUGAUGCUCGGACGUUUAAUGAUUUUUUCAAUUCCGGAUAUAACGGUAUGACUAAUCUAAUGCGAGAACCUGCUAAUAUAACAACAGACCAGUUGGCGGAAAAGAUCAACAAGAGCCUCACUAUCUUAGGUAUAGGUGGCUGUGAUGAGGCUUUGUUAAGUAUUGAGCAGCAGGGUAAGUAUUUUGCAUUCCUGCAGGUUGUGGGGGACGGC